AUGGGAAACUGUCUAUCUGCACCAGCCCCAGACGAGCUACACCCAUCCGCAAAUGACGAGAAGCCUCCUGUCUACGUGGAGAAAUCUAUCCCAUCGCUGCUCCAUGAAUUCGAGCAAGGAAUGUUGGAAGUCGAAGAUUUCAAGUUUGAUGGGCACCCUCUUGUUAUUGAACACAUGGACGAGGACGUCAGGCAGAGCUUCGGUGAGCUGUAUGGGGGGCGUCAAUGGCCCCCGACGGCCCUGUGGGUAGAGAUAUUUGACGAAAGAUGGAAGUCAUUUCGAGAGUCGAAGGAAAUUUAGAUAUAGUACUUCGGCAAAGUAUGAGCGUGCUCAUGCCCAUGACCAAUGUUCCAACACUCGACGUGAACCUUUUUCUUGAUGGGGGGGAUUUCCGUCUCGAAAGAGCGAAACUUUGCCAUUGCUCUCGGAAAAUUGGUUCAUCGAAACGUUUGUUGGCGAGACUUAUUCGAAGGAUGGAACGCAAAAAACCACUUGGAGUGUUUCCUAGACAAGGGAAAGACGUGCGCUGCUCGUGAAGCCAUAAUCAUUAGAGUAGAUUCCACAAACAGUGAGGGAUCAGAGACAGAGGACACAGACACAGACACACCUGAAGGAAGAGAGGAGACUGAAGCAUCGAUAUUAGUUGGGAUAUCAGGGAUUGUAGCACUGAAAAGAACC
Molecule: messenger RNA, 678 nt
Organism: Trichoderma atroviride IMI 206040
Lineage: Eukaryota; Fungi; Ascomycota; Sordariomycetes; Hypocreales; Hypocreaceae
Source: RefSeq, a predicted model, not a curated record